Westerdykella ornata is the source of this 1515-nucleotide messenger RNA. RefSeq lists its product as uncharacterized. Gene Ontology annotation, cellular component: fungal-type cell wall; cytoplasm. The annotation marks the transcript as partial. The record is from RefSeq and is a predicted model, not a curated record. Gene Ontology annotation, biological process: fungal-type cell wall (1->3)-beta-D-glucan biosynthetic process. Gene Ontology annotation, molecular function: 1,3-beta-glucanosyltransferase activity. The transcript is spliced from 3 exons. NCBI's taxonomy places the organism in Eukaryota, Fungi, Ascomycota, Dothideomycetes, Pleosporales, Sporormiaceae.
AUCAAGGGGCAGAAGUUCUUCUACAAGACCAAUGGCACCCAGUUCUUCAUGAAGGGCAUCGCCUACCAACAGGAUAUCAACUCCAAUACUACCCAAACAGAGAACGUCAAGUACACCGAUCCGCUUGCUGACGCGUCCACCUGUAAGCGCGACAUCGAGCAUUUGGUCAAGCUUCAGACCAACACAAUCCGCGUCUACGCCGUCGACCCCACAAAGAACCAUGAUGACUGCAUGAACGCCCUCGCUGAUGCCGGUAUCUAUGUCGUUGCCGAUCUGUCGCAGCCGGGAGAGUCCAUCAACCGCGACGAGCCCCAAUGGAACACGGACCUGUACAAGCGCUACACCAGCGUGGUGGAUUCCCUGGCCAAGUACGACAACGUCCUCGGUUUCUUCGCUGGUAACGAGGUCUCCAACCAACCCAACAACACCAUGGCGAGCGCUUUUGUGAAGGCUGCCGUGCGAGACACCAAGGCCUACAUCAAGUCCAAGGGCUACCGCGAGAUCGGUGUGGGUUAUGCUACCAACGACGACGCUGAGAUCCGCACGAACCUCGCCGCCUACUUUGACUGUGGCAAUGCCUCCGAUGCCAUUGACUUCUGGGGCUACAACAUCUAUUCGUGGUGCGGUGACUCUUCCUUCACCAAAUCCGGCUUCGAUGUGCGUACCAAGGAGUUUGAGCACUACAGAGUCCCCGUCUUCUUUGCUGAGUAUGGUUGCAACACUCCCCGUCCACGUCUCUUCACCGAGGUCGCUGCUCUCUACGGAAAACAAAUGACCGGUGUCUGGUCCGGCGGUAUUGUCUACAUGUACUUUGAGGAAGCCAAUGAAUUCGGCCUCGUCUCCAUUGAGAAUGGUGAGGUCAAGCCCAACGACGACUACAAGAACCUCCAGAAGCAGAUCUCCAAGGUCAAGCCUGAGGGUGUGAGCAUGAAUGAUUACAACCCUCCUGCCAAUGCUGCAUCCAAGUGCCCCAACGUCGGCAAGGACUGGGCCGCCGUUGCCGAUCCCCUUCCUCCUGCGGCCAACGCUCAGGCCUGUGACUGCAUGAUGAACACUCUCACGUGCGUCGUCAGCGACAAGCUCGACGAGGAAGACUACGGCGACCUCUUCGGCACCGUCUGCGGCUACUCCAACGGCAAGUACUGCGACGGCAUCAACAGGAACGUUACCGGCGGUGACCCCUAUGGCGCCUACAGCAUGUGCACCCCUAAGCAGCAGCUCUCCUUCGCCCUCAACGCCUAUGCCUCCAAGGUCGCCAACGGCUGUGACUUUCAGGGCAAGGCUCAGACCAAGCAGGCUUCCUCCCAGACUCCAACGGGAUGCAAGGAGCUCCUGGACCAGGCCGGUCCUCAGGGAACUGGCACUCUUACCGCCGCCCCUAACGCUGGCACUGCCCCAGCUGGCAACAAAAAGUCUGCUGCUACGGGUCUGUCUGUGCCGCAGUUCGGCAGUGGUCUGUUUGGUCUCGGGCUGUAUGUAGGCGCGGCGGUCUUGUCUGGUGCCGCAGUCGUCCUG